GAAGGCAGGAUGAGGCCUUUAGAAGGUGCCUGUUGUUUCCUGCUCCUGAUGCUGGUGGCUGAAUGGCUGCCCGGGUCUUCCUGUGCUGACAAUCCCCGCUACAAGAAGUUCCUGACCCAGCACCGGGACGAUCCCAAGAGCAAUAUCAAGGGCCCGUACUGUGAAGGCAUGAUGAGCAAACGCGGCCUCACCAAGCCCCAGUGCAAGCAAGUGAACACCUUCAUCCACGGCUCCACAAAGGCGAUCCGGGCCGUCUGUGGCAAAGGGGGGGUUCCCGAUGGGAAGCUGCGGCGCAGCAAGCAGCACUUCAAGGUCACCACCUGCACCCUUAAGGGCGGCUCGCCCCGCCCGCCCUGCAAAUACAAAGAAAACACCUCGCCCAGGUACAUCGUCAUUGCCUGCGAAGGGGACUGGCCCGUCCACUAUGAAGAGGGCCGGAUCGUGACCGUCGUCUGA
This is a messenger RNA of Euleptes europaea (tarantolino), 456 nucleotides long. Its product is annotated as angiogenin-like. The transcript has a single exon. The record is from RefSeq and is a predicted model, not a curated record. Lineage: Eukaryota; Metazoa; Chordata; Lepidosauria; Squamata; Sphaerodactylidae. Bases 10 to 456 code for a protein of 148 amino acids. Gene Ontology annotation, molecular function: nucleic acid binding.